Neofelis nebulosa (Clouded leopard) is the source of this 979-nucleotide messenger RNA. Its product is annotated as helicase with zinc finger domain 2-like. The transcript has 2 exons. Lineage: Eukaryota; Metazoa; Chordata; Mammalia; Carnivora; Felidae. The coding region runs from base 212 to 979 and encodes 255 amino acids. The record is from RefSeq and is a predicted model, not a curated record.
GUGAGGUAAUUUCCGCGAUGGGGCGUCAGCGCUUGGAGUCACCCUGGGGGCAGAAUCGAAAGUGAUCGCUUGGCGGGGCGGGGACGGUGGACGGUGUACCGGGCUGCGGGGAAGACAGGAUCGCGGAGGACUCCUCCUCAUGAGCGAACAGCCCCAGACCGCCGGCUGAACCCGUGAGCCUCGGACGCUACGCCACAGAGCCAGGCCAGAGAUGGCGUCCCCAGGGUCUGGCCCACCACCCAGCAGCUCGGCGGCCGCCAAGGAGCUGUCCCUGGCCAGGCUGUGCGCCCAGCUGGACCUGUGUCUGGGCUGCUCCCAGUGCACUCAGCGGCUCAACGAGAGCACCUACCUCCUGCGCAGGGUAGAGCACAGCCGUCGCCACGAGAUCCUGCUGGCCCGCUUCAAGCGAGCCACCGAGAAGCACGUCUGGCGCAAGGUGGACCGCCGGCCCAGCUUCCCGCGGCCCGCCCGCUACGAAGUGUGCCGCUACUAUAGCCCGGGGCUGGGCUGCCGGCGCCACCACCACCAGUGCGCGUUUGCCCGGAGCCCGGGGGAGGCGCGGGUCUGGACCUUCGAGCGCGAGCACGACGUCCGGCGCCUGUGGCUCAAGCGCGAGCUGCAGGGCAGCGGGGCCCAGGGCGACCCGCGCAGCCCGGCCGACGCCAUCCGUGCCGAGUACGGCGGCCGCUUCCAGCUGCUCUGUGCCCGCUGCUUCCAAGGCUGCCCGCCACGCCUCUGCCCCGUGGACCCCCAGGGGCGGUGCCCCCAGCACGGAGCCUGCCCUUCUCCGGCACAGAGAACGAGGACCGGGCCGGUUACCACCUGCGCCCUGAGCGUCCUGUGCUGCACCGUUAGCUUGCUCGGCGUCCGUGGGGGCCGCCCGGGCCAGCUCGGUGACCCCCUUGCAGGGGCGAACCCCGAGGUUCGGACGGGCCGAGCACCCCUCUGGGAGCACGGCAGGGUGGACUCUGGUCUCUGA